Pelecanus crispus (Dalmatian pelican) is the source of this 1468-nucleotide messenger RNA. The record is from RefSeq and is a predicted model, not a curated record. NCBI's taxonomy places the organism in Eukaryota, Metazoa, Chordata, Aves, Pelecaniformes, Pelecanidae.
UGCAUUCGUGGAAGAAAAGCAACUCUAGAAGAGCUGCAGACAGUUCACUCAGAAGCCCAUACGCUGCUGUACGGCACAAACCCUCUGAACAGACAGAAACUGGACAGCAAGAAACUUCUAGGUUCUCUAACGUCGAUGUUUGUCAGGCUUCCUUGUGGUGGUGUUGGGGUUGACAGUGACACAAUUUGGAAUGAAGUUCACUCAUCCGGUGCCGCUCGCCUAGCCGUGGGCUGUGUCAUUGAGCUCGUUUUCAAAGUAGCCACGGGAGAACUGAAGAAUGGAUUUGCUGUUGUUCGGCCUCCAGGUCACCACGCAGAAGAGAGCACACCCAUGGGUUUCUGCUAUUUUAACUCCGUGGCAAUCGCAGCCAAGCUGCUCCAGCAGAGACUGAACGUUAGCAAAAUCCUUAUAGUGGACUGGGAUGUUCACCACGGGAACGGUACUCAGCAGGCUUUCUACAAUGAUCCUAAUGUUCUUUAUAUUUCACUACAUCGCUAUGAUGAUGGGAACUUCUUUCCAGGCAGUGGUGCUCCCGACGAGGUUGGCACAGGAGCAGGAGUUGGUUUCAAUGUUAACAUGGCCUUUACGGGUGGCCUUGAUCCACCAAUGGGAGACACGGAAUACUUAACUGCUUUCAGAACGGUAGUAAUGCCCAUUGCCAAUGAAUUUGCCCCAGAUGUUGUGCUGGUGUCGUCUGGUUUCGAUGCGGUGGAAGGUCAUCCCACACCUCUUGGAGGAUAUAAUCUCUCAGCAAAAUGCUUCGGGUACCUGACAAAGCAGCUGAUGGGCCUGGCCGGGGGUCGCGUCGUCCUGGCCCUCGAAGGAGGCCAUGACCUGACCGCCAUUUGCGAUGCCUCGGAAGCGUGUGUUUCUGCUUUGCUGGGAAAUGAGCUUGAUCCUCUUCCAGAAAAGGUUUUCCAGCAGAGAGCAAAUGCUAAUGCAGUGCAUUCAAUGGAGAAAGUAAUCGAGAUACACAGCAAGUACUGGCAUUCACUCCAGCGUUACGCCUCCACAGUGGGGUACUCCCUGGUUGAGGCACAGAAGUGUGAGAAUGAGGAGGCAGAGACAGUAACAGCCAUGGCAUCUCUGUCAGUGGGUGUUAAGCCAGCUGAGAAGAGACCCGAUGAUGAACCCAUGGAAGAGGAACCUCCCCUGUAGCAUUCACCUUCAAGCUGGAGUUCUCCUGUCUGUUCGUCUUCGUCUUGAAGCUCUGCCAAGAAGCUUUCUCUUGUUACUCCUGCGUCCUGUCAUGGUUUUUUCCAGAAUACGGAAGGACAACCAGGUGUAAAACGAAGCAACCGAAAAAAAUCUCUCCAUAUCUAUAUGCGUCUACAGUAUAUAUUUGCCGAAAAAGAAAAACGCUGGUGAAGAGCAGUAAAGGACUGACAUGAUAGGCACUCUUCCUCUGGUCCUCACUGGGAACGGAAAGGGGAAUGACGCCUAUGAAGUCUUUGGCAGAGUUGCCAAA